AUGAGUAGAAGUUAUGAAAGUGUGUCUGGCAAAGGUGCAGUGCAGGAAGGAAGAAGAGUAUAUUAUAUGAUGAGCGAAGAGGGUUCGAGGGGAAAGGCGAAGGAAGAAGAAGAGAAUGUGAAGUACAGAGGAGUGCGUAGAAGGCCAUGGGGAAAAUAUGCAGCAGAGAUUCGUGACUCAAUGAGACAAGGUCAAAGGUUGUGGCUGGGAACGUUCACCACAGCAGAGGAAGCUGCUAGAGCCUAUGACAGAGCUGCAUAUGCCAUGAGGGGUCCCUUUGCAGUCCUCAACUUCCCUCAUGAAUACCCUCCUUUACCACAUGCUUCUUCUUCUUCUUCUUCUUCUGUCGAUGUUUCUUCUUCAGCUUCAUCUGUAGCCUCUUCAGGAAGAGGAAGAGAGAGGAGUGAGGAAGCACCUCAAGUUUUUGAGUUUGAGUGCUUUGAUGACAAAUUGUUGGAGGACCUUCUUGCUAUUGAAGACAAAAAUAAACAUGGCAAAGAUUGCACACAUGAGUAG
This is a messenger RNA of Sphenostylis stenocarpa, 516 nucleotides long. NCBI's taxonomy places the organism in Eukaryota, Viridiplantae, Streptophyta, Magnoliopsida, Fabales, Fabaceae. The record is from the annotation of a GenBank genome assembly.